GCUUGUAUCCAUUCACUAGCUCGCGGUGACAGAGAGCGCAUCUAGGACUGGAGCGAAGGAGGACGCAGCGUUGCUUUCUCCGGGAUAAAUCUCGAAGGGAAAUAAAGCUACGAAGCGUUUGGCUUGCACGUCGCGCGUGCUAUCGAUAUUCGGCUGGAUAUCUAGAUCGAUUCGUGCGAAAAUCGACGGCGAGAGAUAAGAGGUUAUAUAACGAGAAGACAACGUCAGUGGCUCGCGCACUCACUGGCUAGUGUGAGUCAUUGAUAAAUGCACACAGUUGCAUGAAUGGGCUGGAAGUAGAGCGGGUCUGCGCUUGACUCUCGAAGCAAAACCCGAGGAUUUUAAUCAUCUCGACGGCGCAGAAGAGACUUGGACUUGAGAAUUUCAAUGCUCCAGGCCUGAAACGUCCACGGCCUCUUGCAGCGCGUCUUCUCCGCAGUUUAAGGUCUCACGGUGCCGUACCGUAUUUCACUAAUGCUCGAUAAGUUCAAACCCGUGCAGUUGGAUUCGGUCAUGGCCAUAAGCAAGACGGUAGAGUGGCUGAAGGAGCAGCUGGAGACGCGCAGGGACUGUUUGCUCGUUAUGGACUGCCGAGCGCAAGAGCUCUACGAAUCGUCGCACGUCGAAACGGCCAUUAACGUGGCUAUCCCGAGCCUCAUGCUCCGGCGACUCAAGAAGGGCAACCUGCCCAUCAAGUCUCUGCUUUCCAACGGGGAAGACAGGGAGAGGUUUGCGCGGAGGUGCAAGACGGACACUAUCGUGCUGUACGACGAGUACAGCCGCGAGUGGAACGAAAACAUCGACGGCGGCUCCGUGUUGGGUUUACUGCUCAGGAGAAUGAAGGACGAGGGCUACAAGGCUUUCUAUCUCGAGGGUGGCUUCAGCAAAUUUCAAGCUGAAUUUCCCACAAUGUGCGAGACGAACCUCGACGGUUCUUCCAGCAGCAGUUCACCGACCUCCCAGGUCCUGGGUCUCGGAGGGCUCCGGAUCAGCUCCGACUCCUCGGACAUCGAGUCCGACAUCGACCGAGACCCAAGCAGCGCCACCGACUCGGACGGCAGCCCUCUUUCCAACCCCCAGCCCUCGUUCCCCGUGGAGAUCCUGCCGCAUCUGUAUCUGGGCUGCGCAAAGGACUCGACCAACCUGGAUAUCCUGGAGGAGUUUGGCAUCAAGUACAUCUUGAACGUGACCCCUAAUCUUCCUAACAUGUUCGAGAACGCCGGCGAGUUCAAGUACAAGCAGAUUCCCAUCUCCGAUCACUGGAGCCAAAAUCUUUCACAGUUUUUCCCAGAAGCCAUCAGCUUUAUUGAUGAGGCCCGCGGACAGAAGUGUGGCGUUCUCGUUCACUGCCUGGCCGGUAUCAGCCGUUCGGUCACCGUAACGGUAGCGUACCUCAUGCAGAAGCUCAACCUGUCCAUGAACGACGCGUACGACAUAGUCAAAAUGAAGAAGUCUAACAUCUCGCCCAAUUUUAACUUCAUGGGCCAACUUUUGGACUUUGAGCGCACGUUGGGACUCAAGAGCCCGUGCGACAACAGAGUAGCAGCUCCGACCCAGCCGUUGUACUUCACCACGCCGACCAAUCACAACGUUUUCCAGCUGGACCCUCUCGAGUCCACGUGAGGUCCCGUCCUGACUCGAAUCGAACGUGAGUUUAUUUCGACGCCUGUCGAGGGGUUCCUGACGUUAUUGAUGUUGGCAUGAGAUGACGGCCGACCAGAGUAGCCACUGAUGGGGCAUGCGGUUGCCCAGAGCUUCUACGCUGCUGUUUAACGGAGAGAGAUCAUGUGACUCUAUAUCUCCAAGACUCUUUAAAGUAGUUUGUUUUAUACAUACAUACAUACACAACCAUAUAUAUAUAUAUAUAUAUAUAUAUAUAUAUAUAUAUAUAUAUAUAUAUAGAUAUAUAGAUAUAUAUAUUUCUCCGUAUAUAUACAUAUUCAAGCAUGGAAAGACUGUGGAAAUGGAAAGAUCGUCCGAUAUAUUGGGGCUGGUGUGCCAAAGAGACUUGACUGGAACUGAACAACGACAAAUACUCCAAAUAUUUGUUUUGUUUAGCACUUGCACCUUGACGUUUUCUAGGUGUGCUCUUCUGUCUUCAAUGAAGACUUGCCUGUUUUUGGGACGAGACUUCCCUUCGGUAAUGAUGGCAGAGUGUACUGUACUCCAACUUAUUUGUGUGGAGAAAUUUUUGAAACAUUUAUACAUGUGUAUAUUAAGAUAUCGGUAAGCCUUGCCGUAGUUAGAAUAUACCUGUUUUAAAGGAACGGCUGUAGAUUUUUCUUCUCCUUUUUUCGUCCUCUUCAUGUAAACAAACUGAAUAUCGAUCAAUAUUAUCUUUAUCGACGAGUUAAAUGCCAAAAAUUUGAACAGGUUUUUGCAAUGUGUAUAUGUAUAAUAUAUUUCCACUUUUGCUUUACGGAAUGAUUCCGCCUUCCUCAGCCUUUUAACCACCAUCACCAAUCAAAGUUGUCAUUCUCUUGCCUUAGUUCUGUACAUAAGAGUGUUAUUGUGCGGUAACCUUUCAGAGCAGUUCCCAUAAGCUUCUUCUUUUCAUCAGUACUUUUUUAGCGGACUUGACCGCAAGAGCUUGCACGUUCAGAGGGGUCGUCCGAACUUGUAUGUGUACGAGGCAUUCCUCGAAUGCUAUUCGGCGGGGUUUCAGAUGCAUGCCCAUUUAGGACCCACACGCCUUUAUACUACUCGUUUUUUUGUACAUUUUCUGGGGACGUCGGAGAACUGAAGCAAGUAACUCUGAUUUUCUUUUUGUGUGUGUGCAAAGAUUCGAGGUCUGUGUUGACAAAGCUGGGAGAACAUUUGUGUCUCCUGUUCAGGGAAGUUCUGUGACAUGCAAUUUUUUGUGAGAAAAGUGAUGGUUUUCAGGAGGGUUUUGUUUCCCCCUCAAAGCGAAGGCCUGGUUGGGGGGAGGGGCUGUUUUACAAAACCACUCCCCCCAAUGCUACGAAUGUAAAGAAAUGAUAAGUUAUUAAUAAAUUGCUAUUUUGUCUAUUCAAAUUUA
Puntigrus tetrazona (Sumatra barb) is the source of this 3019-nucleotide messenger RNA. RefSeq names its product dual specificity phosphatase 6 (gene dusp6). The coding region runs from base 475 to 1623 and encodes 382 amino acids. Gene Ontology annotation, cellular component: cytoplasm; cytosol. The record is from RefSeq and is a predicted model, not a curated record. The transcript has 3 exons. Gene Ontology annotation, molecular function: protein tyrosine/threonine phosphatase activity; MAP kinase tyrosine/serine/threonine phosphatase activity. Lineage: Eukaryota; Metazoa; Chordata; Actinopteri; Cypriniformes; Cyprinidae. Gene Ontology annotation, biological process: negative regulation of ERK1 and ERK2 cascade; protein dephosphorylation; positive regulation of apoptotic process.